GAAACAACAACAAAAAACUUCGCCCUGGACCUGACCAAGAGCCUGCAGUCCCUGGACCCCGACUUCUAAUUUUCUCACGUCUAAGAAUUGCCACAGGUUGACAGCUCUGCUAGUAACAGAUCUUGUUUUAUCUACAUCAAAAUAUUUAAGGUUCCGAGACUCACUUCCAAGAAAAUGUCUGGGAUGUUCAUUCUCUGUUUGUGCGCAUGUGCGGUUAUGACGUCAGCGACCAUGUAUCCAAGUUACAAUUAUUAUCCGCUACCUGAAUACUCAAUAUGGCCAGGAAUCAAGGGAAUCCCUAUGACUGGCUAUCAACGUUACAGACGAUCUAUUACAACCCCUCAGCCAAGUGUGACAGAAGGCAUUACGCCUACUGGUGGGAUGGAAGGCCGUGCAGCCAUUGGUGGGAUGGUAAAAGGCAGUGCCGAUAUUGGUGGGAUGGAAGGCAUUGCACCGACUGGUGGGAUGCAAGGCAGUGCAGCCAUUGGUGGGAUGGUGAAAGGCAGUGCAGACAUUGGUGGAAUGAUGAAAGGCCGUGGAGGCUUUGGUGGGAUGGUGAAAGGCAGUGCAGACAUUGGUGGGAUGGUCAAAGGCCGUGGAGGAUUUGGUGGGAUGGUGAAAGGCUUUGCAGACAUUGGUGGGAUGAUCGAAGGCAAUGGAGGCUUUGGUGGGAUGGUGAAAGGCAGUGCAGACAUUGGUGGGAUGGUGAAAGGCCGUGGAGGAUUUGGUGGGACAGUGAAAGGCAGUGCAGACAUUGGUGGGAUGGUCAAAGGCCGUGGAGGAUUUGGUGGGAUGGUGAAAGGCUUUGCAGACAUUGGUGGGAUGAUCGAAGGCAAUGGAGGCUUUGGUGGGAUGGUGAAAGGCAGUGCAGACAUUGGUGGGAUGGUGAAAGGCCGUGGAGGAUUUGGUGGGACAGUGAAAGGCAUUGCAGACAUUGGUGGGAUGACGGCAGGCAGUGGAGGCUUCGGUGGGGUAGUGAAAGGCAGUGCAGACAUUGGUGGGAUGAUGGAAGGCAGUGGAGGCUUUGGUGGGAUGGUGAAAGGCAGUGCAGGUAUUGGUGGGGUGGGAAAAGGCAGUGGAGGCUUUGGUGGUAUGGUGAAAGGCAGUGCAGACAUUGGUGGGGUGGGGAAAGGCAGUGGAGGCUUUGGUGGGAUGGUGAAAGGCUUUGCAGACAUUGGUGGGAUGAUGGAAGGUCGUGGAGGCUUUGGUGGGAUGGUGAAAGGCAGUGCAGGUAUUGGUGGGGUGGGGAAAGGCAGUGGAGGCUUUGGUGGUAUGGUGAAAGGCAGUGCAGACAUUGGUGGGGUGGGGAAAGGCAGUGGAGGCUUUGGUGGGAUGGUGAAAGGCUUUGCAGACAUUGGUGGGAUGAUGGAAGGUCGUGGAGGCUUUGGUGGGAUGGUGAAAGGCAGUGCAGGUAUUGGUGGGGUGGGGAAAGGCAGUGGAGGCUUUGGUGGUAUGGUGAAAGGCAGUGCAGACAUUGGUGGGGUGGGGAAAGGCAGUGGAGGCUUUGGUGGGAUGGUGAAAGGCUUUGCAGACAUUGGUGGGAUGAUGGAAGGUCGUGGAGGAUUUGGUGGUAUGGUGAAAGGCAGUGCAGGUAUUGGUGGGGUGGGGAAAGGCAGUGGAGGCUUUGGUGGGAUGGUGAAAGGCAGUGCAGGCAUUGGUGGGAUGAUGGAAGGUAGUGGAGGCUUUGGUGGGAUGGUGAAAGGCAGUGCAGGCAUUGGUGGUAUGAUGGAAGGCACUGGAGGCUUUGGUGGGAUGGUGAAAGGCAGUGCAGACAUUGGCGGUAUGGUGGAAGGGAUUGGGGAAAGGCAGUGGAGGCUUUGUGGAGGCUUUGGUGGUAUGGUGAAAGGCAGUGCAGACAUUGGUGGGGUGGGGAAAGGCAGUGCAGGCUUUGGUGGGAUGGUGAAAGGCUUUGCAGACAUUGGUGGGAUGAUGGAAGGUCGUGGAGGAUUUGGUGGUAUGGUGAAAGGCAGUGCAGGUAUUGGUGGGGUGGGGAAAGGCAGUGGAGACUUUGGUGGUAUGGUGAAAGGCAGUGCAGGUAUUGGUGGGGUGGGGAAAGGCAGUGGAGACUUUGGUGGUAUGGUGAAAGGCAGUGCAGACAUUGGUGGGGUGGGGAAUGGCAGUGGAGGCUUUGGUGGGAUGGUGAAAGGCAGUGCAGGCAUUGGUGGGAUGAUGGAAGGCAGUGGAGGCUUUGGUGGAAUGGUGAAAGGCAGUGCAGGCAUUGGCGGGAUGGUGGAAGGCAUUGCACCUAUUGGUGGGAAGAUGGCAGGCAGUGGAGGCUUUGGUGGGAUGGUGAAAGGCAGUGCAGACAUUGGUGGGGUGGGGAAAGGCAGUGGAGGCUUUGGUGGGAUGGUGAAAGGCUUUGCAGACAUUGGUGGGGUGGGGAAAGGCAGUGGAGGCUUUGGUGGUAUGGUGAAAGGCAGUGCAGACAUUGGUGGGGUGGGGAAAGGCAGUGCAGGCUUUGGUGGGAUGGUGAAAGGCUUUGCAGACAUUGGUGGGGUGGGGAAAGGCAGUGGAGGCUUUGGUGGUAUGGUGAAAGGCAGUGCAGGCAUUGGUGGGAUGAUGGAAGGCAGUGGAGGCUUUGGUGGGAUGGUGAAAGGCAGUGCAGGCAUUGGUGGGAUGAUGAAAGGCAAUGGAGGCUUUGGUGGGAUGGUGAAAGGCAGUGCAGACAUUGGUGGAGUGGGGAAAGGCAGUGGAGGCUUUGGUGGGAUGGUGAAAGGCUUUGCAGACAUUGGUGGGGUGGGGAAAGGCAGUGGAGGCUUUGGUGGUAUGGUGAAAGGAAGUGCAGGCAUUGGUGGGGUGGGGAAAGGCAGUGCAGGCUUUGGUGGGAUGGUGAAAGGCUUUGCAGACAUUGGUGGGAUGAUGGAAGGUCGUGGAGGAUUUGGUGGUAUGGUGAAAGGCAGUGCAGGUAUUAGUGGGGUGGGGAAAGGCAGUGGAGGCUUUGGUGGGAUGGUGAAAGGCAGUGCAGGCAUUGGUGGGAUGAUGGAAGGCAGUGGAGGCUUUGGUGGGAUGGUGAAAGGCAGUGCAGACAUUGGUGGGGUGGGGAAAGGCAGUGCAGGCUUUGGUGGGAUGGUGAAAGGCUUUGCAGACAUUGGUGGGGUGGGGAAAGGCAGUGGAGGCUUUGGUGGUAUGGUGAAAGGCAGUGCAGGCAUUGGUGGGAUGAUGGAAGGCAGUGGAGGCUUUGGUGGGAUGGUGAAAGGCAGUGCAGGCAUUGGUGGGAUGAUGAAAGGCAAUGGAGGCUUUGGUGGGAUGGUGAAAGGCAGUGCAGACAUUGGUGGAGUGGGGAAAGGCAGUGGAGGCUUUGGUGGGAUGGUGAAAGGCUUUGCAGACAUUGGUGGGGUGGGGAAAGGCAGUGGAGGCUUUGGUGGUAUGGUGAAAGGAAGUGCAGGCAUUGGUGGGGUGGGGAAAGGCAGUGCAGGCUUUGGUGGGAUGGUGAAAGGCUUUGCAGACAUUGGUGGGAUGAUGGAAGGUCGUGGAGGAUUUGGUGGUAUGGUGAAAGGCAGUGCAGGUAUUAGUGGGGUGGGGAAAGGCAGUGGAGGCUUUGGUGGGAUGGUGAAAGGCAGUGCAGGCAUUGGUGGGAUGAUGGAAGGCAGUGGAGGCUUUGGUGGGAUGGUGAAAGGCAGUGCAGACAUUGGUGGGGUGGGGAAAGGCAGUGGAGGCUUUGGUGGGAUGGUGAAAGGCUUUGCAGACAUUGGUGGGGUGGGGAAAGACAGUGGAGGCUUUGGUGGUAUGGUGAAAGGCAGUGCAGACAUUGGUGGGGUGGGGAAAGGCAGUGCAGGCUUUGGUGGGAUGGUGAAAGGCUUUGCAGACAUUGGUGGGGUGGGGAAAGGCAGUGGAGGCUUUGGUGGUAUGGUGAAAGGCAGUGCAGGCAUUGGUGGGAUGAUGGAAGGCAGUGGAGGCUUUGGUGGGAUGGUGAAAGGCAGUGCAGACAUUGGUGGAGUGGGGAAAGGCAGUGGAGGCUUUGGUGGGAUGGUGAAAGGCUUUGCAGACAUUGGUGGGGUGGGGAAAGGCAGUGGAGGCUUUGGUGGUAUGGUGAAAGGAAGUGCAGGCAUUGGUGGGGUGGGGAAAGGCAGUGCAGGCUUUGGUGGGAUGGUGAAAGGCUUUGCAGACAUUGGUGGGAUGAUGGAAGGUCGUGGAGGAUUUGGUGGUAUGGUGAAAGGCAGUGCAGGUAUUAGUGGGGUGGGGAAAGGCAGUGGAGGCUUUGGUGGGAUGGUGAAAGGCAGUGCAGGCAUUGGCGGGAUGGUGGAAGGCAUUGCACCUAUUGGUGGGAAGAUGGCAGGCAGUGCAGGCUUUGGUGGGAUGGUGAAAGGCAAUACAGGUAUUGGUGGGGUGGGGAAAGGCAGUGGAGGCUUUGGUGGUAUGGUGAAAGGCUUUGCAGACAUUGGUGGGAUGAUGGAAGGUCGUGGAGGAUUUGGUGGUAUGGUGAAAGGCAGUGCAGGUAUUGGAGGGGUGGGGAAAGGCAGUGGAGGCUUUGGUGGGAUGGUAAAAGGCAGUGCAGGCAUUGGUGGGAUGAUGGAAGGCAAUGGAGGCUUUGGUGGGAUGGUGAAAGGCAGUGCAGGCAUUGGCGGGAUGGUGGAAGGCAUUGCACCUAUUGGUGGGAAGAUGGCAGGCAGUGCAGGCUUUGGUGGGAUGGUGAAAGGCAGUACAGGUAUUGGUGGGGUGGGGAAAGGCAGUGGAGGCUUUGAUGGUAUGGUGAAAGGCAGUGCAGGCAUUGGUGGGAUGAUGUCAGGCACUGGAGGCUUUGGUGGGAUGGUGAAAGGCAGUGCAGGCAUUGGUGGGAUGACGGCAGGCAGUGGAGGCUUUGGUGGGGUGGUGAAAGGCAGUGCAGGCAUUGGUGGGAUGACGUCAGGCAGUGGAGGCUUUCGUGGGGUGGUGAAAGGCAGUGCAGGCAUUGGUGGGAUGACGGCAGGCAGUGAAGGCUUUGGUGGGAUGGUGUAA
This is a messenger RNA of Gigantopelta aegis, 4935 nucleotides long. RefSeq lists its product as uncharacterized. The record is from RefSeq and is a predicted model, not a curated record. NCBI's taxonomy places the organism in Eukaryota, Metazoa, Mollusca, Gastropoda, Neomphalida, Peltospiridae. The transcript has 5 exons. Bases 175 to 4935 code for a protein of 1586 amino acids.